Molecule: messenger RNA, 1239 nt
Organism: Malassezia pachydermatis
Lineage: Eukaryota; Fungi; Basidiomycota; Malasseziomycetes; Malasseziales; Malasseziaceae
Product: arginine-trna-protein transferase
Exons: 6
Coding region: 1-1239 (412 amino acids)
Biological process (GO): protein arginylation
Cellular component (GO): cytoplasm
Molecular function (GO): arginyl-tRNA--protein transferase activity
Source: RefSeq, a predicted model, not a curated record
AUGUCUAGUCUGAGCAUCGCACAGCCUGUGGGGUAUAACAAGUCGUCGUGUGGCUAUUGCAAGCCCAAAGGAACAAGCCGACGCGAUGCCAACGAGACGAGCUUCUCGUACGGGUUUAUUGCCUAUCGACUAUCACCAUCGCAUUACCAGCAACUGAUUGAUCAGGGAUGGCGUCGUUCAGGCAUCUAUAUCUACAAGCCUGACAAUCUCCGAACGUGCUGCCCCCAGCACAGUAUACGGUUGCGUACCUCCUCUUUUCGGCCCUCCAAAGCUCAGCGUCGAGCUGUGGGUCAUUUGUACUGGACCUUGUGCGGCGAUACCAAGCCCUCCAAAUGGAAGGGGAAAUGGGGCGCAUCACGACCAUGGGACCUGGAUGCACACCUUGAGCGUGUCUUUGUCCAGCACGGACACGAGCGACCCCCGCCCAUGCACGGGCCGUAUUCGUCCACGUCUCAUGAGCGUAUCGAAGUCUCUCUGGACAAAGCUAGUGCUACGUCAGAAAAGUACCAGUUGUUUCGCAAGUACCAAGCUGCCAUCCAUGGCGAGGCCCACGACGAAAUUAGCUCGCGACAUGGGUGGGAACAAUUUCUGGUCGAGUCCCCUUUUCCUGAGAAUGAUGACGAUGAUCAAGGUUCUGUGGACAGUCCUACUUUUGGACUUUAUCACCAGGCAUAUCGAUAUCGCGGCCAGCUGAUUGCAGUGGGUGUAGUCGAUAUCUUGCCUCAUUGCGUGAGCAGCGUUUACUUUUUCUAUGAUCCUGCCUAUACAGCUUGGGAGCUGGGGAAAGUCAGCGCAUUGGUAGAGAUCCAACUGGCCAGAUCACUCCAAGCGACUACCCUUCCUGAUCUUUCGUGGUACUACUUGGGCUAUUAUAUACAUACAUGCCAAAAAAUGCGGUACAAAGGCACCUUCAAGCCUGCCGAGCUUCUUGAUACGAUGGACAACCAAUGGUACCCUCUAGAGCAAAUUAUGCCGAACCUAGAGUGUGGGCAGCGUUAUCAGUUUGGUGCUGAGUCAAUUGAUCCGCGGACUUGCGAAAGUGUAUCAUGUCUUGUGCCAUUCUCUGAAGCAGGUGUGGCUGAUCGAUUGCCUAGGCCUUGGCCCCUUGGAUUUGCCGAUCCUACUCGUAUGCUAGUGGACUGCCCUGAAUGCCCCGUGCUGAUCCCUACGAUGUCGUCCCCCAUGCUUGUCACGCUACAGGUCCGUGCUAAUGACAGCUACUUACGUGAUAACAGAUGA